Phlebotomus papatasi is the source of this 1472-nucleotide messenger RNA. Its product is annotated as gustatory receptor for bitter taste 66a-like. The record is from RefSeq and is a predicted model, not a curated record. Gene Ontology annotation, cellular component: neuronal cell body; axon; dendrite. Lineage: Eukaryota; Metazoa; Arthropoda; Insecta; Diptera; Psychodidae. Gene Ontology annotation, biological process: sensory perception of taste.
UGUCGGGAACACGCAAAAGUCGCACAAUAUUUGCAUCUCUGGGAUUUCUCUUCUACAUCUCUCGGUUUAUGGGGAUUAUGCCCUACUCGGUGGGUCAUUUCUUUCGGGAGAAAAAAUUGAAACCGUCGAUUGUGGCGAAUAUUUGGUGCUGUGUUAUCUUACUCAAUCACACCCUCUUGUACCAUUAUGCUACAUGGAGCUCAUCCCUGGACAUGGGUGGAUCGCAAAAUAAUACACUGACCAUCGUGAUUGGGGUUUUUAUUAUAUACAUGGAACCAGCACUUAUGGUAGCGGAUAUUGUGUCAAUGAUGGUCAAUCAGAGGGAUUUGGUUCAAUGCAUGGAACGUAUGCAGAUAGUGGAUGAUAAGCUGAGGAAGGAGAAUAUUCCUCUUGGAUACGGAAGAGUUUCUUUGGUGAUCAAUGUGGUUUUGAUUGUAGCUCUAGCCUGUGAAGUGAUCCUUAUCUCAUUUAACUAUUUCCUCUUUGAACUCUCUGAGGAAGCCAUUGUGUCAUCUCUGACCUGGUUUCUCACUGCUCUGCCCCUGAUGACCAACAGUGUGGCUAGAGUGUGGUACAUUGCACUAGUAUGCAUGGUCAGACAACAAUUCCUGGCCAUCAAUGAGUAUUUUAUGCGCACCCAGGAGGUUUUCCUUGAGAUUAAGCUGAAUAUGCAGAAGACAGCUCGAAGUGCUGAAAAAACUGCACGUGGUGUGGAAGUUGUGGGGUAUCUGGAUAGAGAGAUCUUGGCAAAGGGGCGUAUUACCCCAGAAAAAAUCCCCCAAGCACCUUUCCCACAGCCUCCGAUACAAGUUCAUCCCGCUCCUCAACCCACUACCAUUCGAGAUACUCUCUUAGCCUUCACCAUGAAUGAGAAGAACUUCUCCGUGGGUGAUAAGAUGGACAAAAAGCUUAUUCUAAUCUGCCGCCUACACGAUGAGGUAUGCGAAAUUGGAAAAUUGGUGAACAAAAUGUUUGGUUUCCAGAUGUUAAUCACCAUGGCGUAUGGCUUCAUGAGCAUUACUGCUCAAUUCUACUUCUUGUACUGUGGCCUCGUUGGUCAGAAAAUUCCCAUCCUCUUCCGGAAUGCUGAAAGCUUGUGGAUUUCCUGCAUCUUCAUCGCUCUCACUGCUUGCAAGUGCAUCAGUGUUAUUUACGUGAGCUGGAAGACCAAGACAGAUGCCCAGAAAAGUGGAGUACAUCUGCAUAAGAUUGCAAAUGUAGUGGAUGAAAAUCAUUUCUAUCACAUCGUCAACCAUUUGUCCCUGAAGCUACUCAAUCACCAUCUCAACUUCACAGCCUGUGGAUUUUUUGAUCUGGAUAUGACCACUGUUUAUGCAAUUACAGGAGCUAUCACAUCCUACCUUAUCAUUCUCAUCCAAUUUAAUCUUGCCGCGCAAAAGACUCGCAGCAUGGCCAGCAAUAAUACUAUCACCAACAAUACUUCGUUAUUAAACAUAACUGGCGAAUUUUAA